GUGUAUAAAGUAGGUUUUCUGGAAAACAAGGUGUGUAGGAUUAUACACGAAGAAAAGAUUGAAACGCAUCCAAUAUUUAUUCGCCUAUACAUUGGGACAAUUCCAAACAAACAAGAUGACACAGGCAAGGGCAUUCAAAAACAUGACGCCUGCAAAGAUUUUCAUAUGACAAUAGUUAAUAAAGAUUUGAAAUCAGCAUACAUGAAAUAUGGUCGGAAUGUAUGUGCAGAAAAAAAAGGUAUAGAAGAGAGAGACACAGGCAAAUCCGUUUUGAUUGUUGGAGCUGGUCUAUCAGGGCUAUCGGCAGCUUUUGAAUUGGAAAAAGUUGGAUACAAUACCCAAAUACUUGAGCUACAACCCCGAGUUGGUGGCAGAACACAAACUCUUCGCGAUGAAUUCUCUGCUGGUUUACAUGCUGAAGGUGGUGCAAUGAGAAUUCCCCCGAACCAUUACCUGACCAAUGUAUAUAUUGAGAAAUUUGGCAUUCUGGUACGACCAUUCUGUAGCUACACUGGUAAUACCUGGAUACUUAUAGAUGAACAUGAAAAAAUUAAAACAAAAGACUGGAAAGAAAAGAAUCGAAUGUACUCUACGAAAUGUUUUCCUGGAUGGGACUCAAACCUACCAGCUAAUAUACGUCCUAGUGUGGACGGGAUACUUGAUUUAUAUGAGCGCACAAUGCAACCAGUGAUAAAAGAACUGUUUUCAUUAAUUAAUGAAAAAGAGCCACAUGUUGGUUGGAAUGAAUGGGUUGAAAAAUGGAGCAAACUUUCGGUAGAGGAGUUCCUAAGAACAAAUGGCGACUCUAUUUACCGACCAUGGCCGGAAGAAGCUAUCAGGGGAUUACGGGUUGCAACAUACAGCCCUGCGUUUGGAACUAGCUUGGUUGAACAUUUAAGAGAUGAAUUAAGCAAAUGGUGGGCAAACGACUUGCAAACUCCUGUUGAUGGCAUGGAUACCAUUGCCAAGAACUUUAUUAAACCUCAAUUUGGAACAAAAGAGAAAACUAUUGAUCUAUCAAAAAAAAUAACAUUUGGUUCGAAAGUCCGAACUGUAAAAAGAAUCUCGGAAAACAACGUUGAAAUUACUGCGCGAAAUGUUAUAACAGGCACAGACCGAACAUACACAGCAAAUGCCGUUAUUCUUACGGUCCCAUUGGCCAUUCUACGGCAGAUAGAAGGUGAUAUUCCAGAACAUCAACGCAGUGUCUUAAAAAAUAUUCAUUAUCGAUCAUCUACUAAAGUGGUUCUCCAAUGCAAAAGCAGAUUCUGGGAAAAACAAGUUGGUCAAGUUGGAUUCUUAAAAACUAAUCUACCAAUUGGUCAGUUACACUAUCCUAGUCAUAAUGACCCACCUCCACCAAACGAAAGGGGGCUUUUGGUUGUCUAUAUAUGGGAACAAGACGCCAUCAUAUUCGGCUCUCAGCCACACGCAGAAGCAAUUGAUAGCGCAGUACGAGAAAUCACAAAAAUUCAUCCUGAGAUGGAGAGCGAGUUUGAAGUUGGAAUGGUUCAGGCUUGGUUCAGCGAUAAUGCAGAACAAGGCGCACACUCCUGUCUCCAGCCAUAUCAGUACAACAAUGGAAUGAAAACUUUGAUGAAACCAGAACAUCCAAUCUAUCUAGCUGGAGAAGCAAUCUCGUACUCUAAUGGAUGGAUACAAGGGGCUAUCGAAUCUGGCCUUACUGCCGCUUAUCAUUUGUACUGCCAUAAUCAACAUUGAUAAUUUUGUUUACAUAGUGUUUGUUAAACAAUAACUACACCCUAACUUCAAAUACACAUUUCAAUUCGCAAUUGACAAACAUGAUCAAUAACGAAAGCACGAUAUCAUUAUAACUCUUAACAGGAAUGUUUUACUCAGAGUGUCUUUGCUUAUUUUAACCAUUAGUAAAAGGAAAAUUAUUGAUAUGAUGUUUUAUUUCAAAUGUAAAGGAAAGUGCUUUAGUUUUAUCGCAUUACAAAUUGUAACCCGAAGGUUCAUUUGAUUAAAAAGAAGAAACGAA
This is a messenger RNA of Mytilus californianus (California mussel), 2002 nucleotides long. Its product is annotated as flavin-dependent L-tryptophan oxidase RebO-like. Lineage: Eukaryota; Metazoa; Mollusca; Bivalvia; Mytilida; Mytilidae. The transcript has 7 exons. Gene Ontology annotation, biological process: amino acid catabolic process. Bases 166 to 1722 code for a protein of 518 amino acids. Gene Ontology annotation, molecular function: L-amino-acid oxidase activity; polyamine oxidase activity. The record is from RefSeq and is a predicted model, not a curated record.